AUGGCCUGGUUGGACGCUAAAUACGGAGGGCCCAAUUGCAACGAGCUCGACCCAGACAACACACCACUGACGCAGCAUGAGGUCAGCCUGCAGACGCUGGAGAUCGUCGAGAACGAUGCUUUGUGCACUUUCGCCCGCAUGACCCUGGCCCUGCCGUAUGUUGUCCGGAACACCUCCGCGCUGCACCUCAGCUCCACGAACGGUUGCUGCGAGUUCCAGAAGACCAACGAAAAGAUGUUUGUGCAGUUCUUACCACAGAUGGAAAGCCUGAAGAUCUUGCAACUCUCGGCUAUUCCCGCGGACUCUGACGACGUUGCGCUUGCGCGGACCGGCAAUGCUGACGCAGAGUGA
Aspergillus uvarum CBS 121591 is the source of this 351-nucleotide messenger RNA. RefSeq lists its product as uncharacterized. The record is from RefSeq and is a predicted model, not a curated record. The transcript is spliced from 2 exons. NCBI's taxonomy places the organism in Eukaryota, Fungi, Ascomycota, Eurotiomycetes, Eurotiales, Aspergillaceae. Bases 1 to 351 code for a protein of 116 amino acids.